Akanthomyces muscarius is the source of this 723-nucleotide messenger RNA. RefSeq lists its product as uncharacterized. The coding region runs from base 1 to 723 and encodes 240 amino acids. The record is from RefSeq and is a predicted model, not a curated record. Lineage: Eukaryota; Fungi; Ascomycota; Sordariomycetes; Hypocreales; Cordycipitaceae. The transcript is spliced from 15 exons.
AUGCUGACUAGACAGAUGGAUUCUUUCGGAACAACUUUCACUGACCAGGAGCUGGUCAACUGCGUUGGGGCACCCAGCGAGACAGCCCUUGGCAUCCACUGCGGCGACAUGGGCAUCGAAGGCCACCACCCCCCCCUCCGCUCGAUUCAGAUCGCCAAGGUCAACACCAUGGUGUGCGGCGUCAAGAACGAGCUUGGCGUCAUGUGUGGCACCGUGAUUGCCUUCUUGGGUGGCUCCGGCCAAAUGAAGAAGCACAUCAAGACGAUGCACGGCUUCGACCCCGUUUCCUCCGGUCGGCGCAACUUGACCACCGCCGACAAGGCCACCGCCCGCCGCUCCCUCCUCUGGUAUGUCCUCUCCCAGGAGUGGAAGAGGGCCGCCUUCCUGGACGAGCCCGGUGCCGGUCCCCUUGGCGGCCCGAUCCAGAAGAUCGCGGAUUUUCUGGAGGCCAAGGCUCGCGCUGAUCCCGUCUGGCGCGCCGCGACCGGCGACAAGACUGGUCGUUUCCACCGCUCCCCGCCUGCUACCACCCCGCGCAAGCGCGGCCGCGGUGCUGCUGUCCCGGACCGCUCCCCCUCCCCCUCCCAGGGCCCCCCCCCCCCGUCGAAGAAGCGCCGCCUUAACAAGGCGGCCACGGGCACCAAGGGUGCCGCCCCUGCUGCUACGCGCACCUCCACGCGCCAGGCCCAGCCUUCCAAGAAGGCUGCCGCCAACAAGGCCUGA